AUGGAUGAUCCUUCACUUGCCGUUGCCGGCCUUCGGGCUCACUGGAUUGGGGUUCUGGGCGCUUUGUAUGUUGCAUACCAGCUCAGCAGUUUUAUCUACAACGUCUACUUCCAUCCUCUAGCCAAGUUUCCGGGUCCGCUAUUGGCACGCGGAACGCUGCUAUGGCGACUAUGGCACACGAUGCAGGGUCAUCAACCCCAGACUAUGCAGAGGCAGCAUCAGAAGUACGGCCCCGUGGUGCGAGUUUCUCCAGCCGAGCUGAGCUUCUCGACUGUCCAGUCCUACAGGGACAUCUACGGCUUCCCACCUCCGGGGGGCGAGCAAUGCAUCAAAAGUGACUUCUACGACAUAUUCGGAAACGGCUUCAAGACGGGAUGCAUCGCGUCCGAGCGGGACCCCAAGGUCCUCGGCCAGAAGAAGAAGAACCUGCUGGCUGCUUUUUCUGCCAAGGCGUUGGUUGGGCAGGAAGACAUCAUCCAGCGCUGCAUCGACGGCUUCGUCGCCAAGAUCGGUCCCGAGAGCCAGAAAUCACCCAACGGCAUCAACAUGGUGAAGUGGUUUGACAUGAGCUCGUUCGACCUUCUGGGCGAAAUGGCCUUCGGUGAGAGCUUUGGCUGCAUUGCUUCGGGGAAGCAACAUUUCUGGAUCGACAUGAUCCUUCAGCAUGUACAGGAGAUAACUCUCGUGGAUAAUCUGCGCCGGUUUGAGCUUUUGACGGGCUUCUCCAAGUGGCUGCUGCCCUCCCUGUUCAUGUCGAUACGCUCAAAGCAUAGUCAAUACAGCCGAGACCAGGUCAAGCGCCGUCUCGACAGCGAGUCCCCUCGACAGGACUUCUUUACGAAUCUCACUCACAAGGUCAAGUCUGGAGAAGUGCCCCUUGAAGAGAUGACGGCGCACGCGUCAACGCUUAUCAUCGCUGGCGGAGAAACGACGGCGACGACCCUGUCGGCGGCAAUGUUCUACAUGCUAAAGGACCCGCGGGUCGCAGAGAAACUCACCAAGGAGAUCCGUCAGCGGUACAAGUCGUACGACGAGAUCAACUCUACCUCAGCUCAGCAGCUGCCCUAUCUGCAGGCGGUUAUCAACGAGGCCCUCCGCAUGCAUCCGUCGGGCGCGCAUGGGUUUCCUCGCAUCUCUCCUGGUCUAACCAUUGACGGUCACUGGGUGCCGAAAGGAACGGAGGUAUACACCUGCACUUGGGUGGCAUCCCACAACCCGGCAUACUUCGAGAACCCGGACGAGUUCAGACCCGAGCGAUGGAUCGACCCCAAUUGCAAGGACGUCAAAGAGGCCAGUCAGCCCUUCUCUCUCGGCUUCCGCGCAUGCAUCGGAAGGAGCUUCGCCUACAUGCAGAUGUCUCUCGCCUUGAGCAAGAUUCUGUACACGUACGAUAUGGAACUGCUCGACCGAGAUAUCGACUGGGCAACCGAGUCGAAACACUUCAUCAUGUGGCUGAAGGCACCUUAUCAUGUGCGUGCGCAUAACAGACUUUCCCAAGGCAGCGCUCCUGUGGUGUAA
This is a messenger RNA of Anthostomella pinea, 1518 nucleotides long. The record is from the annotation of a GenBank genome assembly. Lineage: Eukaryota; Fungi; Ascomycota; Sordariomycetes; Xylariales; Xylariaceae.